AUGGGUGGAACAAAGAUAGAGGACGAAAAUAAUGCAUGCUGCCUCUCAAAAGAACUUGAUAUCAACCCUUUGUGGCAGACAGAUGAGACUUCUCGGGAUGAGCUAGUUCAAGAAGCCCUACUUUUAGAAAGCAAAUCUGGAUCUAAGCCUGCCCACAUAGCUCAGCUUCUAGACGAUUCAGAAUGGUACAGGCCAUCUUCGUUCAACGAAAGUACUGUAUCUCCUAGGCCGUAUAAUAAAUCCAAUCAUUCGGCAAUUAGUACGUGCAAAGAAGGCAAAUCGAUUGAGACUCAAGGUUGCCAAACGAAUUUUAAGACAGCUCCUUCCUCGACAAGUUGUAUUUCAAAAACAAAGGGAGCUACGAAGGCUACAAAAAUCUUGACCGAUAAAAGAUCAGCUUCACCAAAGGCUCUGGGUAUGACUAGGGAAAUGAAAGACCUAUGGGCAGGGGCUGCUUGGCAUUUAAGGGAUAAUCCUGAGUACUUUUCUUCCAAGCAUCAAAGGAAGAGGUUAACUCAACCCAACAACCGUUGCAACUUUCACGAUUCUCAAACAUCGCAGGAAACUCAUACAGGUUCGAAGAAAGCUAAGAAGGAAUCUGAGAGACCAAGAAAAGAACAAAUUAAAGCCAAAUCUAAAGAGGUAUGCUUAAAAAUUAAGAAUAACGAGUUACCUCAAGUUGAAACUCAAUUUGAAAGUCCUGACAAACAGCCCACCUUGGAAGAGCCUUCAAAAAGGUUUCAAAACAAGAUUUGGUUCAUUGAAUACGAUCCUCACAAUGAAAGUCAAAGUGUUUUAGUAGGAAACAGGAAGUUUUUCGUAGACGAGAUCUAUGAGAAACAGGAAUCUCCUGUAACUAUCUCUAAUGCCAAAUCUGCAUUUGCUCUAGUGAACGAAACCAAAAACCGAUACUGGAACGAUGAAAAUUUACCCCCAACUGCAGUUUAUUUAUCGAUGCCUGUUUCUUCCUAUAGGGAAAAAUAUCAGCUUAUUUUUCCAAAGGACGAAGAACUAAAUCCUUUCGAAGAAAUUGGUCGAAUGAUGGAGAUUUCCGCAUUGUUUUAUCUCCCCUUGAAGUAUGCCUCCCUUGUUCGCAAUGAAGAUUCCUUUGCGAAUUGCAUCGUUGGACAGUUUAUUAAGGCAUACGAGAGAUCGCAUUACGAGGUCAUCUUGAAGAAAAUUGAAGAGUACAACAUACUCAUUGAUAGUUUACGAAGUUCUGGUGUCAUAUAUGAUCAUAUAAGAGCCCAGACAAAAGUACCCCGGCCUAUGAUUUAUGAGAUUCUUAAUCAAGUUUAUGCCCGCACUGUGUCUCCAAAUUCGAAAAAGCUCCGUCAGUACAAGGCGUUCUCAAAUUAUGUUUAUGGAGAAUUACUUCCAAACUUUUUAACGCAAGCCUUUAAUGAAGUGAAACUUGAUUCAAGUUCCAAGUUCAUAGAUCUAGGUUCUGGUGUCGGAAACUGCGUCUUUCAGGCUGCUCUUGAGUAUGGGUGUGAAAGUUUCGGCUGCGAAAUUAUGGAACAUGCUUCUUUCCUCAGUGAGUUACAGUUGAUUGAGUUCAAAACUAGAUGCGAUAUCUUUGGAAUCAAGCCUGGGAAAGUUGAGUUUUUUCUGAGACAAACCUUUGAAGAUAAUCUACAGGUUUCGGAAGUGGUUUCCAAAUGUGAAGUAAUACUGGUGAACAAUUACCUCUUUGACGCCACUUUGAACUCGAAAGUCAUUUCUCUUUUCCAGUGUCUCAAAGAAAGUAUCGGGACAAAAAUAGUCAGUCUUAAGCCAGUGAUUCCUCUCAACUAUACCAUUCACGAUGACCUUACUUUGACCAAUGUUUUAUCCUUUAUGAAAACUAAGAGAAGUGUCUACAGCGAAAAUAGUGUUUCUUGGACCUGUAAAGGAGGCGUUUACUACCUAACAGAAGUUGUUGCCGAUGUUCCAAUAGAAUUAAUGGGCAGCUCCACGAGGCAAUCUAAGUCACACAAUUGA
Messenger RNA from Komagataella phaffii GS115, 1983 nucleotides. RefSeq lists its product as uncharacterized. Bases 1 to 1983 code for a protein of 660 amino acids. Gene Ontology annotation, cellular component: nucleosome; nucleus. The record is from RefSeq and is a predicted model, not a curated record. Gene Ontology annotation, biological process: DNA repair; regulation of transcription regulatory region DNA binding; DNA damage checkpoint signaling. Lineage: Eukaryota; Fungi; Ascomycota; Pichiomycetes; Pichiales; Pichiaceae. The transcript has a single exon. Gene Ontology annotation, molecular function: histone H3K79 methyltransferase activity; histone binding.